AUGUCGCGAUCGUCUGACUCUCAGUAUGACACGACAGACGAGUCUCGCGAGAGCUUUACGAGAUUAGCAAAUUGCCACCAAUCAAAUCGCGGGAAAGGAAAGGUUCGCGCCAAGUUCAUUCUUCAUUUUGUCAACAGGCUGAUCGCUGGGCGAGUAAGCGAUACUUUUUUUAUUGAAAUAAAAUAUUUAUUGAAGAUGUCAACCAGGGUUCAACGUAAACUUGAAUUCCCUGUGAGGAAAUCGACAAGAUCACAGACAAAAAAGGAUGUGAUACCAUCCCCCAGUCCAUCACUAGCUUCUCCAAAACAACCCAAACAAAGACUGUCUGUAAAACCGAAGCUUGAAUCACCAAGGAAACGGAUUGGCAGUGAUGAUGAUGAAGAAAAUGUACAACCAACAGGAAUUUCUCCAAGUAAAAUGCGGAAAGAAAAUCGUCCUACACCACGCAAAGGUGAAACGCCGAUAUUGGGAGGAAAGUCCAAGACUAAACUUGUCUAUAGAGAUGAAAAUCAAGAUGUACCAAGCUCUCCCUUGAAAGAUUCCAUGAAAGAGGGGAAAAGUCCAUCUAAACCUGUUGGACUUUCAUCGCCCUUAAAAGUCCAGCCUCUUACUCCCAGGAAAGACAACCAACAAAAUAUUCUCAAUUCACCACUAAAACAAAAUUCUGCAACUCCAAGUAAAAGGAGACAACUCAAUUUAGGUUCCCCAUUGAGGGUGAAGCCUCUUACUCCAAAAAAGGUUGAAGAUUCGAACAGAAAAUCUACCCCAUCUCUAAAACUGAAAAAGCAAGAUGGACAAUUAUAUCACAAAGCCAAGCAGUCCUUCCAUACUGCAAAGCCUGAAAGACUUGUGGGCAGAGAUCAAGAAAUGGCAGAAAUUUCCUCAUUUGUAAAAGGUCAUAUGACAAAGAAAACAGCAGGCAGCAUCUAUAUAUCUGGCGCUCCCGGCACUGGAAAGACUGCUGUCCUUAGUCACAUCCUUGACAAUGUACAGGCAACGCACAGCUGUAAAUCAGUAUAUCUGAAUUGUAUGACACUAAAGGAUUCUGCGACUGUGUAUGGCAAGCUCUACACCGACCUGACUGGCAAAUCGCCACCGUCCUCCAAGGAUAGACUCCGGGCUGUGGAGAAGCACCUAACAACAUCAGGACCAAGCAUAAUCAUGGUUUUGGAUGAGAUUGACCAGCUGGAUAGUAAAAACCAGGAGAUUCUUUACACAAUAUUUGAGUGGCCAUCAAUGAGCAAAUCAAGGCUGAUCUUAAUAGGUAUUGCCAAUGCAUUGGAUCUCACGGACCGGAUCCUCCCACGACUCCAGGCCAGACCAAAGUGUAAACCACAACUUCUAAACUUCGCUCCUUACAGCAAAGACCAGAUAGCUGCCAUCUUAAAGGACAGAAUACAGAAGAUUGAGAGCAAUGGAGUAGCUGUAAUGGAAAACAGUGCCAUACAAUUCUGUGCCCGCAAGAUCUCUGCUGUAGCUGGAGACAUGAGAAAGGCUUUGGAUGUGUGUCGUAGGGCAGUCGAGAUGGUGGAAACCGAGGUCCGAAGUCAACAGGUUCUAAAGUCAGCUUCUACAUCAUUGAACAGUCCAUCAAAACAGCCGCCAGCCAUCCCAAAGAAAAUCGGCGUAAUGCAGAUCUCUAGUGUUUUAUCAGAGGUGUAUGGGUCAAGUACCUCUUCAGCUGGUCAAGAGAGCAUACCCCUACAACAGAAACUGGUGGUGUGUACUCUACUGCUGAUGGUCAAGCAAGGACGAAUGAAGGAAGUGACAAUGGGAAAGCUGCAAGAUACCUGUACAAAAGUGUGUAAGAAACGACAAAUGGCAACACAUGACUCAUCCGAGUUCCAGGGACUCUGUACUCUGCUGGAAACACGAGGGAUUAUAGGCAUUAAAAAACCCAAGGAUGGACGUCUGGCUAAGGUGACAUUGAAGUUAAAUGAAAAAGAGCUUGAGUAUACUUUACAAGACAAAGUGUUGAUCUCCUCCAUUCUACAAGAUGGACUAUAGCCAUUUUCAACAUUCUGAAGGUGACAGGAUCGUUCUACAUGACAGACUAUAGUCAUUAUCAGCAUACUAAAUUCUACAUGACAGACUACAGUCAAAUGAAAAAAUAAUCAAUGACACUAUGUCUUAAAACUUUGUUCUUUACUGAUUAUUUUUGAUAAAAAGAGAAAUAUGUUUCUGAGCUACUGUUUUGAUAUUUUUGAAAGCAUAUUGAUUCUGAAGAAUGUUAAUUGCUUCCAAAAAAAAUCAGAGGAAAAGCAAUUGUUUAGCUGUUUUUAACUUCCUUUCUCAAAAUUAACUUGCUAAAUGUUUCCUCGUUGAUUUUAACUAUUUUAUGUGUAUACUUCAAUUCUGGAUUGCUUAAUUUUCAUGUCUGUUAUAAAUAGUUAUAAAUAUCAACAUUGAACACUUUAAAUCCAUCAACAUCUAGUCACUCAACUGAAGGAAGAUAUCUAGUCUGUUUACCUAAAACAAAUCUAUAUUUGUACUCAUAUAGUUUUCAAUAUCAACAGCAAUUACUAAUCAAAGAAAUGAAAUUUGGUGAGAAUUUAAGUGGUGGAGCUGAUCGUUAAGCCCUUAGGUUUUGGGGGAAAAUGUAAUCGUCACAGAUAAUAUUUCAAUUCAGAAUCAAAUCUGCAUUUCUUGUUUAUUAAUAUGCUAAUUCUAUGGUGUUGAUAUUAUUAAUCAAAAUUACAAUUUUUUUGUAAGAAAUUUCAUAUAAUUAAUUGUAUCAUACACAAUUGUUAUAAAUGUUCUUGUUUCAUAUUAGAUUUGUUUGAACUACAUUGGGGAUUCCUGGAACUGUCUGUUAUGGACAGGUGUCUGAAACUGUCCGUUAUGGACAGGUGUCUGAAACUGUCCGUUAUGGACAGGUGUCCGCUAUUACAGGUUUGACUGUAUACAUGUAUAUACUGUGCAGUGAUCGGUUACAGUUAUUGCUGUAUAGUAGUAUGACAGAAAUAAUUUCAUUUUAAAUUGUAACUUUUGUACAUUUUGAAUUGAAUCAUGAACAUUGUACAUGUAGUGUUUUCCGUUAGUUUUUCCAAUGUUCAAAUUUAAUUUAAUGCACAAUUUGUAGAAAAAAUCACACACAAACUUGGAAAAGAAAUUGGGGAAGAAAGCAGGUUUUAAAAGAAACGGGUGUAGAAAAGGAGGAAAAUCUCAUCUGAAAGGGCCCAUGACAAAUAGGGAUAAAGAAAAGAAACCUUUACAUGAAAAUAAAAUAUCAUUACCAAGCCUGGUAUACAAUUAAAAAAUACUCAAUUCUGCAGGAUUUUUACUUCUAUAUACAUGUAGUUGGGUGACAAUUUUGGUCCUGUUACCAAUGCAUUGUGUAUGUUGCUAAAUUGCCAAUGAAGUCUGACACUUUAUUUCCAGAAAUCUUGUAUAUUUUAAUGAGAGGACAUUAAAUGCAGCAACCUAUGUUCCCUUCAUUUUACAUAUGCUGCACACAAUAUAAAUCUCCAAUUUAUCCCAGUAGACAAUUUACACAUGUAUACCUAAAAUGACCAACACUCUGCUCCAGUUUUACUGGUUAACCCAGGUUUGCAUUGUAAUUACUUGUACCUAUAAAAGCAUGUUGUACAUUGUAUUUGCAUGAUAAACUGAUAUUUUUUUAUAUAUAUUUUGUUCUCAAAUUUAUUAAUUACAUGAUUUUAA
Molecule: messenger RNA, 3663 nt
Organism: Pecten maximus
Lineage: Eukaryota; Metazoa; Mollusca; Bivalvia; Pectinida; Pectinidae
Product: cell division control protein 6 homolog
Exons: 13
Coding region: 1-2007 (668 amino acids)
Biological process (GO): mitotic DNA replication checkpoint signaling
Cellular component (GO): nucleus
Molecular function (GO): DNA replication origin binding; ATP hydrolysis activity
Source: RefSeq, a predicted model, not a curated record